This is a messenger RNA of Gasterosteus aculeatus aculeatus (three-spined stickleback), 2193 nucleotides long. It is a transcript of the gene lrit3b, whose product is annotated as leucine-rich repeat, immunoglobulin-like and transmembrane domains 3b. The record is from RefSeq and is a predicted model, not a curated record. Lineage: Eukaryota; Metazoa; Chordata; Actinopteri; Perciformes; Gasterosteidae. Gene Ontology annotation, molecular function: protein binding.
UAUUUAUUUAAUUUUGACUAAAACGGCAUUCCAUAGUUCUUCCAGUCCACACUCAAUAAUAAAAUAAGUGAUGGUAUUGGUGGCAGAGAUUAGGAGGGGAUUAAAGGGAAAAGGUUGCAUGGAACCGAGGGUCAGCACCCUCAAAUUCGUAUAUCCUCACAUCACAUGUUUGAUGAUGUCACUUCCAGUUUAAAAAUAAGAUUCAUUUUUUUAAACUGCACAGUAAAACGUUGUCUUUACAAAUUAUUGAAGCAAUAAAAAAAUAUUCAUAUGUUAAAUGCUGUUGGACUCAAAUUGUAUUUUUUCCCUUUGUAAUAUACUUGGAUUCUAUAGUAUAUUUAGCUCAUAACACUUUUAUGUAUGAUGUACAAUGCUCAGUUUGAAACACAAUACAUGGUGGGUUGUUGCCAUGAAAUUGUCCUUUAAGCCCCCAAAAAGGCCCGUGAUUGAUGUUGUGAUUUGUUCUUCUGACAGCGGGCCUUGGGAUUACACUCCAUUUGUAAAUAGUGUAAUCCCAGCUAAUCUGGGAUUCAGUUUCACACUGCACAGUGGACACGAACCUCCGAUUGGAGAAGACUGGGAAUAUGGAGCUACAAAGUGCCUGUCUGGCUAUAUGGUUUGCCUGAUGAAGGAUGUAUUUGCUGGGCCUGGUUUACAUCUUGCAGUCCCAUCUGUUGACGGUCCAAUCCUGUCCAGCUCUGUGCGCCUGCACGUUUGGGGACAGUGGAGCAGCAGCGCUCAGGUCGGUGCAGUGCAGUGAUCCAAGAAUCUCAGCCAUUCCUACAAACGUCCCAGCUGAUACGGUGAAACUACGUCUGGAGAAGACCUUGAUCUCCAGGGUGCCCCGGGCAGCCUUCUACAACCUGUCGGAUCUGCGUUUCCUGUGGCUAACUUACAACUCCAUCACAUCCAUCCACCCCAGCAGCUUUGUCAACCUGAAGGCCCUGCGUGAGCUGCGCCUUAACGGAAACCUCCUGACGUCCUUCCCCUGGGAGGGACUUAGGGAUAUGCCUCGCCUUCAGACACUAGGUCUCCAUAACAACCGCCUGUCCAGCCUUCCUGCCCACGCUGCUCUCUUUCUAACUAACAUUACCUACCUGGACCUGUCCAGCAACAGGCUCACAAUACUACCUGUGGAGCUGCUUGACCUUUGGUUUCCUAUCACAGGACAACAGGGAGGAUCAGCGCAAAGAAGAAUUUUGGGUCUACAUGACAACCCCUGGUUGUGUGACUGCCAGAUCUCCAUGGUGAUGUCAUUGUCCAUGUCUCUCGGGAGUCCUAUCAUCCUCAUGGACCAGCUGCUGCUAUGCCGCUGGUCUCCAGGUCAGUCAGGGAUGCUGCUGACUCAGACAGAGCUGUCCCGUUGUGUGAGGCCUUCAGUCCAGCCGGCGGCCACCAGGGUCGUCUCUCCACUGGGCAGCAACGUAAUGCUCCGCUGCGACGCCACCGGCUACCCAACACCGACGCUCACCUGGAUCAAGACCUCGGCAUACAAUGAUUGCUGCAAACAAGACAUUCUCAAAAACUCUGACCAGCUACCAAGGAAUUUGGAGAGCUUUAUGCAGCAAUCACCUCAGGUGGGCGUUCGCUGGUCGAUAAUCAUACUGAACGGGUUAUCAUACGAGGAUGCCGGAGAAUACCGCUGCCAGGCACGGAACAUGGCAGGGAUAUCGGAAGCCCCCAUAAAACUCAGGGUGGUUGGUGUCUCGAGACUAUUCCGUCUUCCAAAAAAGAAGUCCCAAAAGACUCCACCCAAACCAUCGUCAAAAUACAGGAAGCCCAACCAGACUCCUACCAACGCCCCCUCAGUACAGGACAAUCAGACACUCCAAAGAAAUAUGGCAUCGUCCAAUAAUAAGACCCAGACGAUUCCCAAUCUUUCCCCAAAAGACAAGUAUGUUAAAAAGCGCAAAACUAUCUUAACAGAUGCAAAGACCCUAACAUCUGUCAAGUCCGAGUCUGUGUUCCUGAAAAACUCUACAACUGCUCCAUCGACAUAGAAAAUUGGUUGAGAUACAUUGAAGUUGGUUUGGAUGUGUCACUUGCUUGACUUCGACAACAUACAGAAAAUAAAGCUGUAAAACAAUACAAUUGUUUGUUAACCUCCCUUGUUAGUUUUACUUUCCUUUUCCGUUUGUUGACUCGGUAUCCUGUCAUUUGAACUUUUUAUAAAAAAUAAAAUGUGCCACAGGA